AUGUACUAUCUUCACCUGGGAGACGCUGUUGUCAAGGCGUACUGCUACAUGGACGAGAUGUGUGGAUCCAAAGGAUGGACGAUGAUCAUGAAGAUCGAUGGGACCAAGACAACAUUUCACUACGCUUCACCCUAUUGGACAAACAAAGCCACCUACAACAUCGCUGGCGCUUCUGGAGGUYUCGACGACCAAGAAACUAAACUAGAAACCUACUCUCACCUUUCAUUUAACUUGCUUUGCUUGGGAUUCACGUCUGGGAAUGAAACAAACUGGAUGCCUUUAUCGUAUCCUGCAAACUCACUACACUCUCUCAUCGCAGACGGAGUGUAUAGGAAUACGAGCAACGGUAGAGAAGUCUGGAAGGGUUUGAUUCAAGGGUCCUCUCUGCAAAAUGAAUGUCACAAGGAAGGAUUUAACGUCAGAUUUAGGUUUGUUAACAUGGCAAGGAUUGGUAUUCUUGGCAGUAGCAAAAAAGGUUGUGAAAAUCCCGAGUCGCGUAUUGGUUUUGGUACUGGAGGAAAUGAAUGUGGUCAGGAUGACUGGAAUACCGCAGGGAAUGAAGCACGUUGUGGAUCUGAUAACGGUGACCAGAGUAUUACAGGCAUAGGGUAUAUAUUUGCCCGAACUGAAAUGAAAAUCGAUAAUCAAACCUCUGUUCCUACUGUUGAUCCCAACCGUGACGCUGAUAGAAGCUUUGGAUCUCUUCUGAACCCUGCAAAAUCAUGUUUGGAUAUCCAACAAGAUAUGGGAAGAAACGCAACGAGUGGCGUAUACUACCUUUUUCUCAAUGGUAAAACAGUCAUGACGUACUGUCAUAUGGAAGCGAUAUGCGGCAAGACUGGAUGGACGAUGAUAAUGAAGAUAGACGGGCACAAGACUACAUUUCGUUAUACAUCUUCGUACUGGACCGAUACAUCUACCUACAACACUGCAUUAGCUUCUGGAGGUCUUGACAACCAAGAAACCAAACUGGAAACGUACUCUGAGUUUCCAUUUGAAACGUUAUGCUUGGGAAUGAGAACGAAUAACGCCACGAACUGGAUGUCCUUGACCCACCCAGCAGCAUCACUGUACUCGUUAAUAGCCAACGACACUGAGAUACUAACAAACCAGGGAAUAAAAGCCUGGCAGACUUUGAUUCCUGGGUCUUCACUUCAAACUAAGUGCAUUAAGGAAGGCUUUAAUGUGGAUGGACGUCGCACCUCAGCAAGAAUUGGGAUCAUCGGCAAUCAACAAAAAAUUGUGAUACGGCUAAUUCGCGGAUUGGAUUUGGGACCGCCGGCAGUAGCUGUCGCCAAGACGAUACCAACUCUGCUGGGAAUGAAGCGCGCUGUAAACCGGAUAACGGAAAUWAGAGCAUCAAAGGAUUUGGUUAUAUUUUCGCUCGUGAAAUCUAAAACAUUCUUUUGUAAUGUUUCAAAUAUUUGCUUGGAAAUUAAGUUUGAUAUUAAACCAAGGGAGCACGUUAAAAUUUUGAUUGUGUUGGUUUAUCCUUUAUUUUAUCGCACGUAUUCUAAGAUAUGGUAG
Messenger RNA from Actinia tenebrosa (Australian red waratah sea anemone), 1527 nucleotides. RefSeq lists its product as uncharacterized. The record is from RefSeq and is a predicted model, not a curated record. Gene Ontology annotation, molecular function: oligosaccharide binding. NCBI's taxonomy places the organism in Eukaryota, Metazoa, Cnidaria, Anthozoa, Actiniaria, Actiniidae.